Messenger RNA from Dioscorea cayenensis subsp. rotundata (Guinea yam), 6309 nucleotides. RefSeq lists its product as uncharacterized. The transcript is spliced from 12 exons. Gene Ontology annotation, biological process: negative regulation of DNA-templated transcription. The record is from RefSeq and is a predicted model, not a curated record. Lineage: Eukaryota; Viridiplantae; Streptophyta; Magnoliopsida; Dioscoreales; Dioscoreaceae. The coding region runs from base 807 to 5678 and encodes 1623 amino acids. Gene Ontology annotation, molecular function: transcription corepressor activity.
GAAGAAAAAGAAAAACGAAGAAAGAAAGAGAAAAGAAGGAAUUUGGAGGGAAAUUGAAAAGAAAUUUCCAGCUAUAAAACUUUCAUCUUUGAGAGAAAUAAGAGAAAAAAAUCCUCAACUUCACAUCAAAUGUUGGAAACCCUCAUCUCAUCGCAGAGACCUUGCCCUCUUUUAACCCUAAUUUUUAUCACCGUGGAUCGGAUCGGAAGCGGUGAGGAGAAAUAGUUUGUUGUUGUAGAUUUUAUGGUGAUUUUGUUUGGAGGAGCAGGAGGGCGGAUCUUGGAUUCUUGGUUGGAUUUCAAUGGAGAAAGAGGGCAAAUCAGUGGAGGUGAAGGAGAAUGGCGUUGCGAAGAAGAGGGUUUGUUCUGCAGGGGCGGUGCGUCGGAGCUCGUCCGGCGGGGGGAAUGUUUGCGAGCUGAAAGGAGGGGAGAAGAAAAGACGGUUGAUUUUGAGCGAUUCUGAGGAUUCGGAUGAGUUCUUGAUUUCUCCGCGUUCUAAGUUUGCUUCUGGAGAUUAUCAGAAUGGGAGCAUGUCUGUGACUGGGAAGAAGGAUAGCAUGCAGCGAUUGAAGCGUGGAGAAGUGAAGAGGGUUGUGGUUUCAGAUGCUGGGAGGCGGAUAGAAGCCGAGGCUGAUUGUAGGGAUAAUGUUGAGUUGGGUUUGAAGAGGAAAAGAUGCGGGGAAGGACCUUAUGAUGAAGUCAAGAGUAAGAAAUUCGAGAAGAAUUCUUUGAAAUGUAUGAAGAGAAUUGCUGAGGGCAAUGGCGUGGAGAAGAUGCUAACAGGGUUCUGUGAAACAUACAGAUAACAUGUCAAAGAUCAACUGCAAACCAGCAGUCCCUCCUGAUAAAGAAUCUAAUGGAUUGAAUGAUCAGGGAAUGCAAUGUGAACCAUUUAACAAUAGCAAGUCUAGCAAGAUAGAAGCUUCUGAUGAACUGAAGAUUGGUGGAAAGAGUACAAUGGAAUCUAAGGAGUUGGAUUCAAACAUGUCUGACAAGCCUGAAGUUGCUGAUGGACAAAAGAAGAAUGAGCUUGAUGACAGAAUAAUUGAAGCUAAAGUGGCUUAUGAAUGUGGCAGCUUGGAAGCUGUGGAUGGACUAAGGGAUGGUACAGAGGAACGGAAAACUGAAGCUGAAAAGAUUGACCUGAAAGAAUCUAGCAAGACAGAAGCUGCUGAUAGACAGAGUGAUGAUCCCGGGGAUAAUAGAAUCACAGCUAAAAUGGUUGAUUCAGAUGUGUCUAUCAAGCUAGAAACUGCCGAUAGUCCAAGAGAUAAUGCAGAAGUUGGGAAUAUUGAAUCUGAGUAUCUUAUUCCAAACAAGUCUCACGAGACUGAAAGUGCUGACAAGGAGAGCGAGGUUAUAAUAGAUGGGAGUGGUGAAGCUAUAAAAGCUGAUUUGAAUAUGUCUGGCAACUUACAGAAGAAUAGUCCCUUGUCUGGGAGAAGUGAAGCUGAAAAACCUGUUUUGUUUGGGUCCAGCAAGUCUGAAGCUGCCAAGCUGGAUAAAUCUGUAGAUAAGUCAACCAAAGCUAAAAAAAGCGGCUCCACUAAGUCCAGCAAGCUGGAACCUGCUGAUAGGCGGAGGAAUGUGUUCAUGAAAGGUAAAGUUGGGUCCUUGGUAUCUGAUUCAAAGAAUUUUAGCAAGCUGGAAGCUGAGAAAACUAGGUCUAUACAACAUUCAAGUCAGAGAACACUCAAGACAGGAAAAGGUGAUACAACUCAUCCUAUCUGUGUAAAAAGAAAAGAUCAUAGCAUUGUGAAAGAUAAAAAUGUCAAAAUGCAAGGGAACUUUAAUGUUUGGAAGAGUUUGCGAGGUAAGAAAUCAGGUGGCCCUGGUAAGGGUCUGAUUGUAAGGGCAAAAGAAGAGGAGGCUAGAAAUAGCUUAUGCUCUUCGUCUAUUGCCAAACAGAAUAAGAUAUUAAAGCAGCCUUCAGUCUCUGGAGAACGGAAAAUCCUUAUCAGAUCAACAUCCAGUAGAAAUCAGUCAGCUACAAGAAAGAACUCGUCAGUUCAGAAAUGCAGAUCCUAUGAUGCUAAAGCAGAUAGACUAAUUCUAUCUUCAAAAAGGAAUCUCAAGGGCCUUGGUUCACCAGAUGUGAAAGAACAUAUGACAUCUAAAGUUGAGGGCAGGGCCAGUUCAAAAGCUCCACUCCUGGACAACCAGAAUGCGGAGGCACCAAGUGCAGGUCGUGGGACUGCUCGUCAGAAACUCAGGGAGCAGAUAAAAGGCAUACUUUUGGAUGCUGGUUGGAAAAUUGAUUUAAGACCUAGGAGGGGCAGAAAUUAUGAGGAUAAUGUAUACAUCUCUCCAGAAGGAAGAGGUUAUUGGUCAAUCACAAAGGCAUAUGCUAUGUUUCAAGAAAAAUUGCCUUCUGGACAUGAAGCAAAACAGAAGGGUCUGCCUAUCAAAUUAUUGAAGAAGUCUGGUGGAAGUGAUCACAACCUUGAAGGGCCGAGCUCUCCAAUCUCUAUGAAUAUGUUAAGUAUACUGAAGCGGAAGACCGCUAAACAACGAAGUAGGGAGGAGCUGGAAGAAACUCCAUUGAAAGUUAGUGAUCACAAGCGAAGGAUAAAGGUGAAACAAACUACUGAUGAUAUUGGAAGGAAGAAAAAGCUGAAGAGCUCUAAUAUUUCUAGCACAACAAACAGUGUUGCUCAGAAGCCACCUAUUUUAGAAAGAAACAACAGCAAUAAAAGAGGUUGUGCACUUUUGGUUCGUGGUGCCCACCAAGAAGCAGAAUCUGACGACGAUGAUUAUGUUCCUUAUGUUUGGAAGCGGACUGUUCUCUCAUGGCUGAUAGAUUUAGGAAUUUUGCCUAUAAAUGGGAUUGUAAAAUAUAUGAACAAGAGGAGAACACGGGCGAUUCUGGAGGGUCGAAUUACAAGGGAUGGCAUUCACUGCAACUGCUGCAGUAAAAUCCUUUCUGUAUCAAAGUUUGAGCUUCAUGCUGGUAGCAAACUGCAACAACCAUAUGAAAAUAUAUAUGUGGAUAAAUUAGAGAUGUCCCUUCUGCAGUGCCUACUUGAUGCAUGGGAAAAGCAGGAGUCCUCUGAAAGACAGGGAUUUUUCUCUGUUGAUGUUGGAGGAGAUGAUCCAAAUGAUGAUACCUGCGGUAUAUGUGGAGAUGGUGGUGAUCUAAUCUGCUGUGAUGGUUGUCCUUCAACUUUUCAUCUGAACUGCUUAGGAAUAAAGGUGCUGCCUCCUGGUGACUGGCAUUGUUCUAAUUGUUCGUGCAAAUUCUGUUGGGUAGCUUCAGGUUCCUGUCCUCGUGGAAGUGGUCAAACAGCUCAAUUGCUUUGUUGUUCUUUGUGUGAAGAAAAAUAUCACAAGACUUGUGUUCCUGAGGUCUAUGCUCUCCGCAGAGUUUCAAAUAAUGCGCCCACGUCAUUCUGUGGGAGGAGUUGUGGAGAGGUCUUUAAGGGGUUACAUAAACUUAUUGGGGCUAAGAAUGAUUUAGAAGCUGGAUUUUCAUGGAGUGUUCUGUGUCGUUUUGAUGAAGAUUCACCAAAGCAUCAUUUUGAGCUACCUCGCAAGGCUGAAUGCAAUUCCAAGAUUGCUGUUGCGCUGGCAGUCAUGGACGAAUGCUUUCUGCCUAUUACUGAUGAAAGGAGUGGCAUCAACCUGAUCCAUAAUGUUGUCUAUAACUGUGGAUCAAAUUUCAGCCGGCUUAACUACAGUGGGUUUUAUACUUUUGUUUUGGAGCGUGGCGAUGAGAUCAUUUCUGUAGCAUCCAUCAGGAUUCAUGGAACCAGGUUGGCUGAGAUGCCAUUCAUUGGGACACGGAACAUGUAUAGGCGCCAAGGAAUGUGUCGCCGGCUACUAACUGGGAUUGAAGUGGCUCUUUCAUCCCUCAAUAUUGAAAAACUAAUAAUCCCUGCUAUAUCUGAAUUGACGGAGACCUGGACAACUGUAUUUGGAUUCAAGCCUCUUGAUACUUCACAAAGGCAAGAAGUUAGAUAUGUAAAUAUGUUGGUUUUCCCAGGCACAGGGCUAUUACAGAAGGCAUUACUCUCAACAAAUUCAACUGAACAUCCUACUAUAGCUACUGAAGUUGACAAAGUUGAACAUCUAAGUAAGGACAAUUGUAAGCUAGAUUUAGCAAAAGGAUCUCCCCAGGUCUCCUCUGGGGACUGUAAGAGCAAGGUUGAUGACACAGAACCUAAUGGUGCCACUUUUGUUGAUUCUGGGAACUCCCCUUCUGAAGUGUCACUUUUAUCUUAUAACGAUUCACAUGGAUCUCAAUUGAAAGCUCACAAGUUCAUGGAGAAGGCCUCAGAUACAGAUUUGAGUCUUAAGACUGAGGGAGUUUAUCAUGAUGGCACUGUGAAUGGUAAUGACAAGGUGGACAAUGCAGGUGCUGGUUUCAAGUUGGAUGUACAUGCUGCUGCUGAGGUUGCUGCACAGCAUAUGCCCAAUGCUAAAUUCUCAUCUUCAGAUGCUUCUGGUUCUAAUUUACAAGAUCGUAAUGAAAGUAAUCUACAUGUUCCUGUAUCUUCUCAAGUGUCAAGCACUGAUGGUGCUCAUCUAGAUAGAUGUGAGGUAGCUAACUUAUCACAUUCAUCACUGCAUGAACAGCAGGGCAGCAAAAUUAUUCCUGAAACUGAUUUCCAGAACUUAAGUGGGAUGUCUUCUCUGGUCAAUGAACCUUAUGCAUCUCCAGUAGAUUCAAAGUCUUGUGCUGAUAAAGAUAUGAAAACUGAUGCAAAUAUAGGGAAAGCUAAACUUGUUUCUGAAUCCCAUAUAAACAAUAUAAUUGCUGGGCAAGAUACUUCUGAGGCUAAUAGAGGGCUGAAUGUUGCUUCUGGAAAAGAGAGUGAUGUUUCUCUCAGUGGUGUUGCAUCGGAUUUUGAUGUUGUCACUGAGAAACCAUCCACCUUUUUCCAUGCCCCUGAAGCAUCUGUCAAUACAUUUAUCCAGCAGGAUCCUGAGUUGACUAAAGUACUAGAAUGUCAUAUUCCUACCAGAUAUAAUUGCAAUAAUCCAGACUCAAUCAAUAUUUUGUCUCCUCCCAAGCAGAAUGGCACUUCUAAUGGAGUUGUACUACUUCAAAAUAAAGUACCAAAUGGUCACAGUCCUGUUGAGCAAGAUCCUGAUGCUGUGAGCAAAAGUUUUGGACAAAAUACUCCAGGCCUGGUUGGUAAUGACAAUCUAGAUUUGGUGGCCAAGCUUCCUUCUAUGUUUGUCUCUGAAGUAUCUGCCCUCGGAGAAGGUGCUACACCUGAUGUUUCUUCUGCACCUGAUCUUGCCACUUCUGAGUCUUCUGCACACCUUGCAACCAUGGUUCGCAAUGCUAUAGAUGUUGCAUCUGAUUGCAUGGUUCGGCGUGAGACAGAAACUGCAGAUGAGGCAAACACUAAUGUUGCUGUUCAACCCAAUGGUCCUAGUUAUGAUUUUGGCAAAAGGGAAGUUGAUACUAAUUUUUCACUUGUAAAACUUGCCAAUGAAUGUGGCAGUUCUGCCCAAUCUAGUUUGGGAAUGAUUUCUGUGCCUGCCAGUGAUUCCAGUGAAGCAAUUAUUCAACAACACGAGAGUGAAUUACCCAAGGUCGUCCACCAUGCACCUGCAUCUGGUGUUGCUGGUCCCUUAGCUGAUGGAACUAAUAACAGUGAGAUGCACAAGGUGGUUGACAGAUGCAGGCAGGCUGUUUGUCUUGUUGAUAGUACUGAAUCUGCUGAUUAGCAUUUUUCUUGGGGUUCUCUUUUUUUCUGUAAAUUCUUUCUGCUCAAUUUUGAAAGUGUAAGCAUACUGCUGAAGGGUUUGGUGAGAGAGGAGUAGAGGACAGGAUAUGAACUAGGAGAUCUUUUCAUGAUUUAGACUGAUGAUGAGAUUGCUGAUUUAGACUCUUCAUUCACCUUAUUUCUAGGAAUUUGAUGGGGGAUCAAACUCAUGCUUGACCUAAAGCAUUUACAUUUCCUUGUCAAAUUCUGAUCUAUCAAGCACUUCGCAAUCGAGCAGCUAAUCAAGUUGCAGGGCAAGAUCCUUCUUUCAUGCGAAGGUGCACAGUUUUGUUUUGAAGGCAAAGCAUGGAAGGUCCAGAAGUCUGCCCACUGCUUGCCCUUCCCAAAUUGUACAUAUCUGUUUUUCUCUAAAUGUAGAGGCAUGGUUUAACAUCAAUCAAUCAAUCAUACAGGGAUAAGUAUAUUAAGCAGCUUUGUUGUGAAAGCUUGUCUGUGGAUAUCAAUUCUAACUUGUGGGUGAAAUAGUCAUUUUUUGAUUAAAUGCCAUUAGAGUUGAUGGCAGUGCUUCAUUUUUUAUUUUUUAUUUUUGCCUUUAUUGCUGCUAAAGUUACAAUUUGAUGCCCCAUUUGAUA